AUGCAUUCCUUCAGUACUAAAAAUGCCUUGAUAGGUGUUCUGUUUAUUUACCAAAUAACUGCUUGUGAUAUUACCGCCACAUUGACCUCCCAAACUUUCCAUGAGAUUUUCGCUCAGUUCACUUUUCACAAUAACACAAAAAGUCCAAUUUAUCACUUUGAUGAAGAUGGAAAGACUGAAAAUGUGCACAUCACUGGAAUGUUCUGCAAUAUGAAACCCACGAAGCUUGAUGUAUACAGUAUCUCUCCAACUGCCACAACAAAACCAAACGGUACCAGUCAGGCAUUUAUAGAAGGAUUCGGUUACGUAAACUAUGUUCUUCUGAGUGAUGGCGUAUUCAUGGGAAUGAAAGCAGGAAUCGCAUGUGCGGCAGGAGACUGUGGAGCUUCCAGAGGAUAA
Caenorhabditis remanei is the source of this 399-nucleotide messenger RNA. RefSeq lists its product as uncharacterized. The record is from RefSeq and is a predicted model, not a curated record. The transcript has 4 exons. Lineage: Eukaryota; Metazoa; Nematoda; Chromadorea; Rhabditida; Rhabditidae. The coding region runs from base 1 to 399 and encodes 132 amino acids.